AUGGAUGACGCCUGGCAAUCACAAGAUAUUGCACCUUCUGGGAUUAGCAUUCCCACGCACGAGUCCAACAUGAAUGGUGGACCUGCUGGAAGGGAGGAGCAGAACUGGAACGGUAAUGCUCGCUCGCCUGGCAGAGAUCGUGGGGGUGAACCUCCCAGGCGCUCUAGCCGCAGCAGGAGCCCCGUACGGGAUGACAGAGGAGGACGGGGGGGUGACAGUGGUGGUCACAACCCUGGAAACAACCUUCAUGUCUCAAACCUGAGUCACCGUGUUGAUACGCGUGACCUUGAAGCAGUGUUCGCUAAAAUAGGCCGUGUGAAAAAGGCUUCUGUCAUGUAUGACCCGCAUACCCGCGAGUCCCGCGGGUUCGGAUUUGUCACCAUGGAGACUUCAGAGGAGGCCGACGCUGCCAUCACCGCGCUCAAUGCGACUGAAAUUAUGGGGAAGAUUUGUACUGUAGAAAGAGCCCGCCGUGGACGUGCACGUACUCCGACUCCUGGAAGGUACUACGGUCCUCCCAAACGCCAUGACAAUGAGCGCCCGUACGACCCGCGUCCUUACGACAGCCGUUAUUCCCGUGACUAUGACGAUCGUCGUCGUGGAGGUCGUCCUGAUGAUUAUCGGGGAGGAGGAGGUGGUGGUGGUGGUGGCAGGGACUAUGACCGCGGUGGGUACCGUGACUAUGACCGAGGAUACAGUGGUGGUGGCCGCGGCGGUCGCGACUACGAUCCUCGUGGCCACGACUACGAUAGGAGAUACUAAGUGUGCUCGCCCUCGAGACGGAUCAUAUCGCGUUAUGUUUUGUUUUCGUUAGUAUGUAUUCCAUAAGUAACCCUGGUGAAUGAAGCCUGUUGCAUGAUGGAUAACGAAUGCAAUGUUUAG
Molecule: messenger RNA, 882 nt
Organism: Suillus bovinus
Lineage: Eukaryota; Fungi; Basidiomycota; Agaricomycetes; Boletales; Suillaceae
Exons: 6
Coding region: 1-762 (253 amino acids)
Biological process (GO): positive regulation of mRNA splicing, via spliceosome
Cellular component (GO): spliceosomal complex
Molecular function (GO): RNA binding
Source: RefSeq, a predicted model, not a curated record